This is a messenger RNA of Sphaeroforma arctica JP610, 443 nucleotides long. RefSeq lists its product as hypothetical. The annotation marks the transcript as partial. NCBI's taxonomy places the organism in Eukaryota, Ichthyosporea, Ichthyophonida. The record is from RefSeq and is a predicted model, not a curated record. The transcript has a single exon.
UCACAAUUGAUGACAGUGAUGCAACACCGUGGCCAGUUCUGGGUCCUUGUACAGGUGAACUAUACUUGUUUGAACAAAAAUUGAUUAAGUGGUACAAUCAUGCCGAGAUCUGUUUUAGUGAAACAGAAGGAAUGCUUUCAAUGGGCAGUGGCUGUGGGUAUAAAGUGCACAAGGUGGCACAACCUCUACGAGCAAGAAAUUUCGUGCGAAGAGAAAUAUGUUGGCCGUUCAGAUCAUCCUACCUGCAGUGGAUUCCAAGAGCAAAAACUUUGCUGUAAAUAUUCGCACAAUUGUGGAGAUCUACACAAGUGUACUUCUUCUUUCUGUUGUAAAGCUGAUUCUGGUGAUGAGACGACCACCUAUAUCAGCCCAGCUACCCCGAGCUCGACUGUUCCAGAAGCAGAAUUCAUCCAAGCACCAGCUGAAAUCACCCAAGCGUCGGU